Glossina fuscipes is the source of this 1144-nucleotide messenger RNA. RefSeq lists its product as uncharacterized. NCBI's taxonomy places the organism in Eukaryota, Metazoa, Arthropoda, Insecta, Diptera, Glossinidae. The coding region runs from base 137 to 916 and encodes 259 amino acids. The transcript is spliced from 4 exons. The record is from RefSeq and is a predicted model, not a curated record.
AGAAAUAUAAUAAUUAUUCGCAAUUGUUUAUUCAUUCAGGCCAGUACACGAUUGGGCAGUAAAAGUAACGUGUCGUAGUGUUACAGGAUUUUUACGUACACACUUACGCACUCUAAGGCACACUUAAAUAGAGAAAAUGUCUGCAUAUAAAUUUAUGAUCCUCGGGGCUCUUUUGAGUCUGCAUCUGUUCACAGCCUUGACAAGUGCGGUAAACAUAAAAGAUAUUAUUGAUGAAGAGCAUGAGAAAUGUGAGAGCGGUAGCGAUGAUAUGGCUUGCGUUAAAGUGAGAGCCAUGAAAUUUAUAGACACAGUAAUCAGCAAAGAUAAUUAUAAGAUCUCUGAUAUAGCCGUGCAAUCCAAUGGUUAUUCAACUUCGGCUGAGAGUUCACGUUCAGAAAAAAAUGAUUUCUUCGAUAUCGUUGAGCAGUACUUACAAGGUCACGAUAUUACAAUGGACUUGCCUUUGGCAGAAGCUAAAGUGACGGUUUCCUCCCGUAAUUUGGCACAAGAUGAAUUAAACUUUACUGUCAAUUUUGCGGGCGAUAGUGAUGUUGUCGAAGGCAAGGGUAAGAAGGGAAACUUCUUCAAGAAGGGCAAGAAGAAGCGUUUGCGCAAACUAGCCAUGCCCAUUAUGGUAUUGAUUUUGCUGAAGGCAAUCACCGUUAUACCCAUGGCUAUUGGUAUUUUGAAGAUUAAGGCUUUAAAUGCCUUAGGCUUGGGCUUCUUAUCGUUUAUUGUCUCGGUUGGUUUGGCCAUUUUCCAAUUAUGCAAGAAGAUUGCCAGCUCAGAACAUCACACAGCGCACAUAACGGCUCACGGUCCUUGGGAUGGACGCUCCCUUAAUCCUAAGUUACAAUUAGAGCAAUAUGAAAUGAUACCUGCCGCCCACAACUUGGCCUACAAUGCUUAUAUUUAAUAAAUACAAAAACAAAACAAACGUCGUCUACAAUAAAGUUUACACACAUCGCAAAUCUGAUAAGCUUAGUGUUAGUAAAUUAUAUAGGCUUACAUUACGUAAUAAAGUACCUACAAGUCCCAAAUAUUCCAAAUACAACAAGGUCGAAGCGUAGAGUACUAUACAUAAUUCCAAAGAGUCCACACAAAAAAAAGUAAUGCAAUUAUUACUCAGUUUAUUUAUUUAAAU